Messenger RNA from Mercurialis annua (annual mercury), 7005 nucleotides. Its product is annotated as chromatin modification-related protein EAF1 B-like. The transcript has 23 exons. Lineage: Eukaryota; Viridiplantae; Streptophyta; Magnoliopsida; Malpighiales; Euphorbiaceae. The record is from RefSeq and is a predicted model, not a curated record. Gene Ontology annotation, cellular component: NuA4 histone acetyltransferase complex. Bases 368 to 6409 code for a protein of 2013 amino acids.
AAACCAAAACCUGAAGGGGAAAAAAAAACUUAAAAAAAAAAAUACGAACGUACAAAUUUCUCAAACAAUUUUCUUUUGAAAAUCAGAAAGGACCUUUUCAGAUUGAGAAACGAAAAAAAAAUUACAGAAGAAAAAAACAACAAUUUCAUGGCAGGCAUUUUGCAGUUACGUGUUUGAUUCCCAAGGCAAAAAUUAAAUUUCCCUUCCUCUUGAUUAUGCAGAGCUAAUUUUAUUUUUCAUUAUUCCAAAACCCUAGGAGAGAGAGACUUUUCUUUGUCACUUCAAUUGCUCUGCCCUAGCUUCUCAAUUUUGUAAUUCAGGUUUCUGGACCAAUGGGAAGGGACAGGUUGUAGCUAUUGAGGCAGGAAUGCAUGUAUGUGGUUUAGGAUCUGCUCUCUUAGUAAAUGCUGAGGUUGAUUCCAUGGGAGGGGUUGUUGACGGCGGAGUUGGAAUUGGGAUCAAAACCUCUCCACGCCGAGCAGCAAUUGAGAGAGCUCAGACAGAGCUGAGACAGGAGUAUGAUGUUCGUGAGGAAAGGCGAAGAGAGCUAGAAUUUCUUGAGAAAGGUGGCAAUCCAUUGGACUUUAAGUUUGGGAAUGCAGCUUCAGUUAGUGUUCAGUCUACUUCUCUCACUGAUCAUCAAACAGAAAAUUUUGUGACUAGUGAAGCAAAAGGUAGUUUUGCAUUGACUGCAUCCCCUCAUGGUGACUCUGUGGAGAGUAGUGGCAGACCAGGAGCACUAACAGUUUGUGAACCCAACAGUGCUGACAAUUUUGAUGCUGACAAUGAAAUUCUUGAAAGGGAAAGGAAAUUUAAACAUUCUAGUCGAAGGAGUCAUGUUGCUCCAUCAGAACAGUCUUCCCAGAUUGAUGGGGCUCAAAAUGCAAAGGAAUCUGAAGAUUCUGCCAUUGUACGACCAUAUGCUCGAAGGAACAGGUCUAGACCAAAUCGUGAUGGUGCUCGAUCAAGCUCAACUGAUGUAGUUCAGAGUUCUGGUGGUCAUGGAUCUUUAUUACAGAUUCAUGGGGGUUCAAGGGAUGCAAAGGGGUCAAUAUCUGAAACAAACCAUGAGAAGGACCGGAUUAUUACUUCUGGUUUGCACCCUAAGUCCACUGCUUCUAAUGGUGAUAUGGUUUCUCAGAUUUUGGUUACAAAUUCGCAGUCAAAAAAGCACGUGGAUGGUGCUCAGGCUCUGGAAGCAUUAGCCAGCACUACUAAAUCUAGUCUCCCUGAAAGUAGGUUGAAUGUCCCAGAUGCCAACAUUUCUGGGGGUAACCAACAUGAUAAAACAGGAGUUUUAGAAGAUGAUCAGAAAAUGUCGGUUGACAUGGUUUCUAGGGGUUGUGACCAUGUUGAAGGUAAAGAACAGGUGAUUUUAGCUGCUUCUGAGUAUCCAUGUGGUGCAGCUGUGACAAAAACUGAGAAUGAAAAUGGUUCUGCUCACUUAAAUAUCUUCAAUGACUUGAAAAAAGAUGGCAUUGAAGGCCAAAAUAACAAUGGUGCACAAGGAACAAAAGGAUUACAUUCAGAAUCCUCUUGCACACAAAAUGUCAUGUGCUUAGAGGCAAACAAGGAGAGUGAUUUACAUAUUAUUGGAAGAAAUGACGACACUAAUGAGAUUCUUGUGAAACGGACAUCAGACUCUGAAGAAAUGGAAAUUUUAGUGGCCGGUGAAAUAGGAAAUGAAAAGAAUGAUAUCAAGGUUAUUGACUGCGGUGAUGUGAUGAAAGAAGACGAUAUUUUUCCACACCAAAACCAAUCUGACAAUGAUCCUGUUCGCAAUAUUAAGGAAGAAAUACAGAAAAGUCCUGAUGAGUUAAAAUGUUCUUCAUACUCGAAAGAAGUAGAACAGAAUGACCAUACUGAACCUGAGGGUGAUAAAAAACAAUGUAAUGAAAUAGGUGAAAAUUUUAGUGUCAAUAUCUUCUCUGGUGUGCCACAGAACUCUAUCAAUUUCUCAAAUAAAGAGUUAUCUGAAUUGACAUUGUCUGAGAAAAGCUCUUAUGCUGCUGCUGACCCUCAAUCUUGUUCUGGUAACCAUUUGGUAGCUGCAGAGAAGGCUCAUGAAGAUUCUAUUCUCGAAGAGGCACGGAGCAUAGAGGCUAAACGCAAGAGGAUUGCAGAGUUACAUGUUGGAACUGUACCUUUGGAGAGUCGCCGGAAGUGUAACUGGGAUUUUGUGCUUGAAGAAAUGGCAUGGCUGGCAAAUGAUUUUGCACAGGAGCGUCUUUGGAAAAUGACUGCUGCUGCUCAAAUAUGUCACCGAGUUGCUUUCAGCUAUCAGUUAAGAGUUGAAGAACAGAAUCAACAACGGAAGCUUAAGAGAGUUGCUUACUCUCUGUCAAAAGCUGUCAUGCAGUUCUGGCAUUCAGCUGAGGUGUUGGUAAAUGGAGAUGACCAGUUUGCUGGUUUAAAAAACAGCAAGCAUGAUUCAAGGAUAUUUGAUGGGAAGGAAUUGUCCAAGGACAAGCUUGGAGAACUUGAUAAGGAGACUUACACAGAUUUUGAGAUGCAAAGUCCUGGAAAGAAUUUUGCACGGUCAAUUCAGGGAUAUGCUGUGAGAUUCUUAAGAUGCAACAAUUCUCCAAUUCCUUCCCUUGAAGCAGAAGCACCAGCAACUCCUGAUAGAUUAGGCGAUUCAGGCAUUGUUGAAACUUCCUGGGAAGAUCACCUUACAGAAGAAAGCCUAUUUUAUGCAGUUCCCUCAGGUGCAAUGGAGGCCUACAGGAUCUCUAUUGAGUCUCAUUUGGCCCAGUGUGAGUUUUUCCCCUUUCAGAAGACUGGCAGUAACAUACAGGAGGAAGUUGAUACAUCUAUGUAUGAUGCUACUGCAGAUUUUGGGUAUCGUGGGGAUAUGUACGAUGAAGAGGAUGGAGAAACAAACACUUAUUAUCUGCAUGGAGGUCUUGACAAUACCAAGUCAACAAAACAUGACCAGAAGAAAAGGAAAAUCCUUAAAUACUCUGCUGAUUUUCCUUAUGGAAACUACGCAGCUGGGUCCCAACCGCAUGCAUUGAUGGGAAAAAGGCCUGGGUCUGCCAGUAAUCUUCAUGUGGGUCCAAUUCCGACAAAACGUGUCCGUACUACUCCUAGGCCGAGGUUUAUAACUCCUUUUACUGCUGGAGCUUCUGGAUGCAUGCAGACUCCGGCGAAGACAGAUGCUUCAAGUGGAGAUACUAGUUCUUUUCAGGAUGAACAGAGUACUCUGCAUGGUGGAUCCCAAGUCCAGAAGAGUGUGGAGGUUGAGUCAGUUGCUGAGCAGUUAACUUAUGACUGUGCAGAGACAUCAACAAAGCCAAAAAAGAAGAAGAAGGCAAAACAUCUGGCUUCUGCUUAUGAGGGUUGGCAGAUGGAUUCUACUUUUCAUAAUGAACAGAGGGAUAAUUCCAAAAGGAGAUUGGAUAGUCCUCAUUUCGACUCGAAUGGAACUAGUGGUUUAUAUGGGUACCAUACUUCAAAGAAACCAAAAUUACUGAAACGAUCACUUGACAAUACCUAUGACAACAUGGCUCAAAGUGGAUUAGUUCCUUCUCCUGCGGCUUCCCAAAUGAGUAAUAUGCCUUGCACAAAUAAAGGUGUGAAAAUGAUUGGUAAUCGCGAUAGGGGCAGAAAGACUAAAUUACUAAAGGUGCCUACAGGGCCACAAGGUCCUGGAAGUCCAUGGUCGCUUUUUGAAGACCAGGCACUGGUUGUCCUUGUACAUGAUAUGGGUCCCAAUUGGGAGCUUGUAAGUGAUGCCAUUAACAGCACCCUUCAAUUUAAGUGCAUAUUUCGCAAGCCUAAAGAAUGCAAAGAACGGCAUAAAAUUCUAAUGGAUAAGAGUGGUGGUGACGAUUAUGACAGUGCUGAUGAUUCGAGAACUUCUCAAUCCUAUCCAUCAACUUUGCCCGGUAUCCCGAAGGGCAGUGCCAGACAAUUAUUUCAACGUUUACAAGAACCAAUGGAGGAGGAUACUAUCAAGUCACACUUCGAAAAGAUUACUUUGAUUGGAAAGAAGUAUCAUUACAGAAGGAAUCAGAAUGAUAAUCAGGAUCCUAAACAAAUUGUAGCAGUCCACAAUUCUCAUGCUGCUACUCUAGACCAAGUUCCCACAAACCAAAAUGGGGGUGUUUUAACGCCCCUUGAUCUGUGUGACGCAAGUGCAGCAAGUCCAGAUAUUAUUCCCAUUGUGUCUCAAAAUUCCCAUGCUACUGGUAUACCGUUGGCAAAUCAAGCUGCCGUAGGAUCAGUGCUUCCUACUUCUGGGGUAAAUACCUCUCUAUCUUCUGGUGUGGCUCUUGGUAAUAACUCUUCAUCUUCUGGCCAGCUUAAUGUCCCUAUCAGGGAUGGUCGGUACAAUGUUCCAAGAACAUCUUUGCCUGCUGAUGAGCAGCAGAGGAUGCAACACUAUGGUCAAAUGCUUUCCAACAGAAAUUUGCAGCAGCCUAACUUGUCUGUUUCUGGAGCUGACCGUGGCGUUCGCAUGCCACCUGGUGGAAAUCCCAUGGGCAUGAUGCAUGGGAUGAGCAGAAGCUUGCCACAGCCUAGGCCAGGUUUUCAGGGAAUGGCCUCAUCUUCAGUGCUGAACUCUGGUAGUAUGCUUUCAGCUGGAGUAGUUGGGAUGCCAAGCCUUGUAAAUAUGCAAUCUGCAAGUGGUUCUGGUCAGAGGAAUUCAAUGAUGAGAUCCCGUGAAGGUGUGCAUAUGAUGCGGGCUAACCAUAACUCGGAGCAUCAAAGGCAAGUAAUGGCUCCAGAGCUUCAGAUGCAGGUCACACAAACAAACAGUCAAGGAAUUCCUGCUUUUAAUGGGUUGAGUUCAACUCCUCCAUCUGUGCAUGCAUAUCCUGGUCACGCCCCACAGCAGCAUCAAAUGCCUCCACAACAAUCCCAUGUGAUGAAACAUCCUCAAAUUCAGGGCACCAACCAUACUACAGGAUCACAGCAGCAAGCAUAUGCAAUGCGUAUUGCUAAGGAAAGGAUGCAACAUCGGCUUCUGCAGCAGCAGCCGCAACAGAAUCAGCAACAGUUUGCUGCGUCUGGUGCAUUAAUAUCACAUGUCCAACCUCCUUCUCAACUCCCCAUAUCUUCAUCUAUGCAAAAUAGUUCCCAUAUCCAGCCACAAACUUCACAACAGCCAGUGUCACUUCCCACAUUAUCAUCACCGUCGUCUAUGACUCCUAUGUCAGUGCAACCACAACAGCAGAAGCAUACCCUGCCGCAUCAUGGUAUCAGUGCCAACUCUCAAACUGCUGCCAGUGGGUUGACCAAUCAGAUGGGAAAACAAAGACCCCGACAGCCACAGCAGAAUCAGCAGUUUCAACAAUCUGGCAGGAUCCAUCCUUCUCAGCGGCAGCACGCACAGUCUACACAGCAAGCUAAACUUUUGAAGGGAAUGGGAAGAGGGAAUAUGACGGUACAUCAGAAUCUUCCCAUUGAUCAUGCUCCAUUAAACGGCUUUUCUGUGCCAACAGGAAACCAAAGUGCAGAUAAGGGAGAGCAUAUCAUGCACUUGAUGCAAAGUCAAGGCUUGUAUCCUGGUUCUGGUUUGAGCUCAAUACCAUCCUCUAAACCAUUGGCUACUCAGUCCUCAAACCAUUCUCAGCCUCAGCAAAAGUUAUUUUCUGCCUCUGCACCACCUUCAUCAAAGCAAUUGCAGCAGGUGCCUUCUCAUGCUGAUCCCAGCACUCAAGGUCAGGUACCAUCAGUAUCAUCUGGUCAUUCAUUGUCUACUGCUCAUCAAACUCUCCCUGCUUCCAUCAUGGCUUCCAACCAUCAGCACCUGCAACCGCAACCACAAAUACAGCAGAAGCAGGCCAGUCAGGCUCAACCAACUGUCCAGAGAAUGGUUCAACAGAAUCGGCAGUUGAAUUCUGAACUCCCAACCAAGUCUCAAAUUGAUCAGGGGCAUAUAGAACAGCAGCCCUUCUGCAAUGUUCCACAGAUGGGUGCAACUACAAACACGUCAGUGUCUCAGUCCUCUAAUGAUUCAGCAAAUGUGGUGCCAGUUGUUUCUUCUUCUGUUGCUUCUCAGUGGAAACCAUCAGAACCCUCAUGUGAUUCUGCCUUGACGAAUUCUGCUUCUCAAGGGGGUUCUAUUGCUUGUCCACCUCUUACAAAUUCAGCAGGAAGUGAGCCAAUCGCAUCUGUCAACCAAGGUUUAGGCCAAAGGCAGUUAUCAGGAGGCUUGGCCCAACAUAAGGGUGCUGGAUCUCAGAGGCAGCAGCAUCUACCGCCUCUACAGUCAUCGCCUCCACCUCUACAACCUGUAUCUCAGCAACUGUUCCAGCCACAAGAGCAGCAAUUACAACCAGAAGAGCAGUCAUCACGACAACAGCUGCCAUUGCAACAGCACUCUCAGCAGCACACCCAGCAUCCUCAAUCAGCACAAGGAAGUUUAUAUAUGAGGCCCACCAAUUCUCACAUGGAAUGAUUCAAUAUAUAGAUUGAGCAGUUCUGGAAGCACUCGGUGCUGCUACAGUGUGGGUUCGCAUGCUCUUAUACCAGCAAUGUACAGGCUGAUUACUCCACGGUGACAUUUCAAAAUUGGAGGCAGUGACUAUUUUUUGCAGGCUUUGUUAAAAAAUUACCCAAUGAAAUGUCUAGGGGCCAUUUUUUUGUUAAAAACGGUCUAAUUUUAUUAAAAUUAGGGGAAAGCAUGUAAAUUACCACUUGUGUAGGGCUAAUGGAAGAUGAAGAUGAAUAUAGGUGAUUGUACAGGGUCUCAUCUGUCCAUUUCUUGUACUUCCCCCACCUUUUGUUUAGUUUACUUUUUGCAGGCAGUAGCAGCAGUAGGUUAGUGCAUGUAAUUUUGUUACACUAGCAGAUUAUGUUGGUAGCCAUCAUUGUUAUGGGCAAAAUGGCCCUUAGAAAUUUUGUGAAUACAAGCUCUCUGGUGUACACUAGUCUCAAUCAUCUAUCGCUGCCAUUGCCAUCCAUUGCACGACUAUCCGUGAUGGCCGACCCAUCUGGUAAUCUGUAUAUAUUGACAAAUUAAUAGUUACAAUCUUUCCUCUUCGCCCUUUUUCA